AUGUCAAAAUCUACCACAAAUCCUUGGGAGUUUCCUGAUCCUGUCUCAGAUCCUGUGCCGAGCUAUGAAGAAUCCAUCGCAGCAAGACCUGCUUUACAACCUACGUCACGAGAGAAGUCGGGCGCAGGUCCGUCCAUAAUACGCCAGGAACGCACGAGACGUAUUGCGAACCUCGUAGCGAACUCAAUAAUUCCUUGUUUCACCCAAUAUCUCUCAAAUGCAUAUAACAAGCUUACCAUCGCGGUUGUGCCCUCGGACUGUCUUCGGACAAGCGGUGAAGUAACUGGGCAGAACAUCGUGGCACCUCCCUUGACGAGCGAAACCACCACAAGCGUUAUUGUUCUUAGUGGGGACGACGUUCGGUCUUCCUUCUGGACCCAGCGUGCCGUGGUCCAUGAGCUGGAUCAGAUACUGCGGCAACAGUUGUGGCUCUUGACGGGCACCGAUGGGAUUCCUCCUGAGCUCGCCAGAUCGAGAAUCAACGAUCUCAUGCCCCAUAUACAGAGCGAAACACAACACGACACCGUCGAACUCCCACCACGUAUGAACAAGAAAUCUUGGCUGAAGAGAGCCUUUGUCCUUCCUGGUCCCGACCACGACCCGACAGGGGAGACUGGAAAAUGGAAGCUGGGCUGGCGUGAGGAGACAGAUCCUUCUGCCACCCAAGCAGCGUCAUUCGGAGAAAUACCGGCCAGAACACGAACCAGGCCUUUGGGUGCAGACGAGAUUGAUGUUAACACCAUACUGCGGGACGUGAGCUUCAGGACGGAGAGCGAGUUGGGUCUGCUGGAAACAACAACCGUCAAGUGUAUAUGGGUGGAGAUUGAGGUUGGUAUAUAG
Exophiala dermatitidis NIH/UT8656 is the source of this 840-nucleotide messenger RNA. RefSeq lists its product as uncharacterized. The record is from RefSeq and is a predicted model, not a curated record. NCBI's taxonomy places the organism in Eukaryota, Fungi, Ascomycota, Eurotiomycetes, Chaetothyriales, Herpotrichiellaceae. The transcript has a single exon. Bases 1 to 840 code for a protein of 279 amino acids.